Hippocampus zosterae (dwarf seahorse) is the source of this 3831-nucleotide messenger RNA. RefSeq names its product cAMP responsive element binding protein 1b (gene creb1b). Gene Ontology annotation, cellular component: nucleus; ATF4-CREB1 transcription factor complex. The record is from RefSeq and is a predicted model, not a curated record. Gene Ontology annotation, biological process: regulation of transcription by RNA polymerase II. Lineage: Eukaryota; Metazoa; Chordata; Actinopteri; Syngnathiformes; Syngnathidae. The transcript has 8 exons. The coding region runs from base 518 to 1630 and encodes 370 amino acids. Gene Ontology annotation, molecular function: protein binding; DNA-binding transcription factor activity, RNA polymerase II-specific; cAMP response element binding.
GGCGGAAGGAGGCACGAUUGGCGGCGAUGGCUAAAACAUUUGGUGUUGGUCGGGUUCGGCCCGAAGGAAACAAAGAAAUCAUGGCGGCCCGGAGUGUUUUUUUUUUUUUUGAGCGGGAUGCUGGGUGGGGAAGCUGCGGCUGUUGUUUUUUUUUUUGGGCGGGGGGGACUGGACCUAAAAUGAACUUCUAUGUUUUUAAUUAAUGCAAUGCGUGACUCUUGAGCUCGCGCUAUUUGUCUGCAGCUAAGCAAUUAGCAUAAGCUAACAACGAAGCUAGGUUGGGAUCAGGUUGCCGCUUUUUUUUCACCACAAGUUCCACUUUUGGGGGAUAAAUUGCCCAUUUUGAACUCAUUUAUUCAACAUUUCCUUACGUCACCACGGUGAAACCCACCCAGAAUGUGGUCUGCCGCCACAUUGUGUCCACUUCCUGGUGUAAAGCAGCCCCCAGGGCUCAUCCGUUUCCGAGACGGGGCCGUCGGGACUGUUGUGGCCGAGCGGUGCGUCGCCCGGGCCGGCCAUGCGUCUCGGCUGUCACUCGCCGCCUGGCGAGUGGUGGCGAUGGUUGAUCUCCUUGUUUUUUGAAAAGUCGAGGGAGAAAUGCGCAAAGCCAAUCAUGGCGCGCACAGCAGCCACGCAAAGACCAAUGAAGAUGGAGUCAGCGGCGGCCGAGGCUCAGCAGACGGCCGAGUCUGCUGAGACAGAAAAUCAGCAGCAGAUCACGCCGGCACAGCUUGCUACCUUGGCGCAGGCAUCUAUGGCGUCAGGCCAUGGCUCGGCAACAGGUCCCACGGUGACGCUGGUGCAGCUUCCAAACGGACAGACGGUCCAAGUGCACGGCGUGAUCCAGGCCGCACAGUCGUCCGUCAUACAGUCCCCACAAGUACAGGCUGUGCAGAUCUCAACCAUCGCCGAAAGCGAGGAUUCACAGGAGUCGGUGGACAGUGUGACUGACUCGCAGAAGCGCCGAGAGAUCCUUUCGCGCCGACCCUCAUACAGGAAAAUUCUGAACGACCUGUCGUCGGACGCGCCUGCCGUCCCUCGCAUCGAGGAGGAAAAGGCGGAGGACGAUGUCGCAGCGGCGGCCACGCCCACCAUCGCCACAGUCACCGUGCCCACGCCCAUUUACCAGACCAGCAGCGGCCAGUACAUCGCCAUCACGCAGGGCGGCGCCAUCCAGCUGGCCAACAACGGCACCGACGGCGUUCAGGGCUUGCAAGCGCUCACCAUGACCAACGCGGCGGCCGCCCAGCCCGGCGCCACCAUCCUGCAGUAUGCGCAAACCAGCGACGGACAGCAGAUAUUGGUGCCGAGUAACCAAGUGGUGGUGCAAGCUGCCUCUGGGGACGUCCAGGCCUACCAGAUCCGAGCGGCACCUGCCAACGCCAUCACCUCCGGGGUGGUCAUGGCCUCGUCGCCCGCCCUGCCCACGCAGGGGGCCACCGAGGAGGUCACCCGCAAGAGGGAGGUCCGCCUCAUGAAAAACAGAGAGGCGGCGCGCGAAUGUCGCAGGAAGAAGAAGGAGUACGUCAAGUGUCUGGAAAACCGAGUGGCCGUCCUGGAGAACCAAAACAAGACGCUCAUCGAAGAACUCAAGGCCCUCAAAGACCUUUAUUGUCACAAAUCCGACUAAAUCCCCACCUGCUCCAAGCCUGGAACGAGUUUCUUUGCUUUGGGCUGGAGUAGCUUUUGCGCUCAUUCGGUCUUGGACUCUUUGGUUUCCCUUGCCUCAAGUUUUUCAGUAUGCCAUACUUGUUUUAUCAUGGGUCCAUCAUGUGUAUGGAAAGACAAAGAAGCAAACGUUAACCAGUUAGCAAGACUGAUUCUGUCUUGAGUCAGGCUGAUUCUGACUAAUCAUGGGACUCCACCUGCGGUUCUCACUCAAACAUCAGAUUUUUAGCUUUUCGCUGGAAAAACCCCCACUGACCAGCCCCCCCGAGUCAUUUUGGUAGAGCAGACCUCGAAACCUGCUAACGUAUGUCUACUUUGGCUCAGGAAUGAGUCAUUGUGGUUCCAACUCAAAGCAUCUUUUGUAUAUUAUUUUAGCUUUAGCCUAAGAACCUGUGGACCAAAUGCCAUUUGCGUUUGUCAACCCUGGUGCAGACAACUAAUUGUCCAACUGCAUUUUUUAAAAAAUGACAACUUUUGGCCUGAACUAUAAAUGAACCGACUGACCGUAUGGUUUGGUCCCAAUACUGAAAUGGGUUCAACAAGUCAUUGUUGCCAUGGUUACAAAACAUGAUGGGCCCACGGUAUACAUUUAGACAUAAGCUGGGCAAGCCUCGCCAUGGACAAGUUUGAAAGGACGACUUUCCUCGGAGGGACACCCGCCCAGACUCUUGAACCAGUCGGAAAGACGACACACACACACAAAGCCCACAACCUAAUGAGACACUUUUAACGUAUUCGCCAAGACUGAGGUCCUUUAUUUCACUGUGUCCAUUUGGGACUGAAUUUCUUCAACUUUUAAAGUAAAACCACCAGGUAUGGCCAUUUUCUACUCCAUAAACUGACACACAAAAAAAAAGAGAGAGACAAAUGUGUGAUUUCAACAUUUGCAUGAGUAACACAUCCAGUCUUAUGUGUUGAUUUUUUUAUACAACGUACAUGUACAUAGACGCUUCUGCAUGUGUAGACUUGAUGUAUCUCUGUUUAUUGAUAUAUUUGUAACAUACUGUACAUCGGUGUGCGCGUGUGUGUGUGUGUGCAUGUGUGCGAGGCCUAGCGGUCACGGCAGCUACGAGUUUGUUGGAGGUGUACGAGGUUGCGGUGCCAUAUUUUUCUAUAUUUUCAUUAUUAAUUGUCAAUCAGACAUACAGCCAACCGUUUGUGUUAAAUGCCAUUGCGUUAUUUUAUUUUCAUAGACACAAGCAAGGUAAUGGAAGCACAAAUGUUCUUUCAAAUGCACUUCUUUUGUCAUUCAUGUCUUAUGAACUAUGGGUCGGCAUUUGAUUGACCAUUUAUCGAUUACAUCACUCAAUUCUCAUUGCCCAGUUGACAUGUCAAUUAUUACAAUCUUAUUUCUUACUGCUCAUUAGAAUUGGCUUCAUGUCAAUCAUUUUGUGACAAUUCUUCAGUAAGGUCAAUCCGCAUUAGCUAAUCUAAAUAUCUAUUUUUACCCAAGGAUCAUUUGGUUACAUCAUCUAGUCUAUUCACCAGUCCACAAAUCUAUCUUUAGCCAGUUUAUUGCCUUGUCAAUCAAAGCAGCCUUUUCAUUAGCUCAUAGUCAGGUGCCCACUGGUGGACCCAACCCCAAAUUUACAAUUUGUCACUUAGAACCUUUGCACCAUCAGUCACUCACAGCUUUACAUCAGAAUUUUAAAGUUUUGUUUGGGAUUGUUUAUUUCAUGAUUAAGGAGCUUCAGCAGCAGUAUUGUUUUUAAUAGCUGAUAGAUUCUGCUAUUGUACAGUGGACAGACAUGUCUUAUUUGUAACGUAAGCAAGAUGGCGGCUGUUGUGUGUUUCUCGUGUCCACAGGAGCUCUGAUAAGUCAUAUAUAUAUAUGGAUGAGGGGAAGUAUAUAUGAAUGUGAUUUAUUUUGUUUGUAACCACCACUCACUGUACUGGUGCUGGCUGGACAAGUUAAGUAAUAAUGGGAACAUUUCUAGGAAUUUUCUAUCUUGGUGACUUUCUAUAUGGCCCCCCCUUUGCGAGUUAUUAAUUUGUUUUUAAAGUUUCCUCGUUGCGGUCACCUUAUGAGUUACUGUGCUCUUUGCAGAACAAUAGCAUAGCAGCUGAUUAUUACUAUUCUUUUUUGUAACCAUUUGUUAUGUCGCAAUAAACUGCACGAGCAGAUGUGUAAAUGACUCAUCAAUAAAAUGUGCUUAAUAUUUA